CCGCGGAGCUUCCUUUUCCGGACCCCAGAGGUGGGGCCAAGCAUGAGGCUGUCCCUCGCCGCCGCUAUCUCCCACGGCCGCGUCUACCGCCGUCUGGGCCUCGGUCCCGAGUCCCGCAUCCACCUGCUGCGGAACUUGCUCACGGGCCUCGUGCGCCACGAACGCAUCGAGGCGCCAUGGGCACGCGUGGACGAGAUGAGGGGCUACGCGGAGAAGCUCAUCGACUAUGGAAAGCUGGGAGACACCAACGAACGCGCCAUGCGAAUGGCUGACUUCUGGCUCACUGAGAAGGACUUGAUCCCAAAGCUGUUCAAAGUACUAGCGCCUCGGUUCCAAGGUCAUAAUGGGAGCUACACAAGAAUGCUACAGAUCCCGAAUCGGAAGGAGCAAGAUCGGGCCAAGAUGGCAGUGAUAGAAUAUAAAGGGAACUGCCUCCCUCCCCUGCCUCUGCCUCGCAGAGAUAGCAACCUUACUCUCCUAAACCAGCUGCUACUGGGACUGCGGCAGGACCUGCACCAUGACCAGGAAGCAAGCCUCCAAAGCUCCCACACAGUUCAAACACCAAACACUUAACUGGAGCUGGGGACUGCAUGGAUGCAGUGCUGUGUUCACAGGCCUUGGAGCCCAUGUAACGUGUGAGAACCUGAAGUAGCAUAUUGUAAAGUGGACCGUCUUCAUGGGGCCCAUACCUUCCUGCUGACUCAAAUGGUCCUCUUUGCACAGUAGAUAAAAUUCUUGAUGUGACUAUAUGAAAUUGAUUUUCUUUUCUUCACCUAGGAUUUCUGGAAAGUGAGAGGCAUCCAGAAGGUGGGUCACCUAAGACAGUAAAAUUCAUAGCUUAUGUUUCUGAAUCUUAGGUCCAGCUUUGCUUUGCUUUUUGUCAGGGUAGAGGAGUCCUGGUACUGUGAUCCAGUAUGUAGCAGUCCUGUCCCUGCUUCCCAAGUGCCAUGUCUGUUUGCUUAUCUUUUUUUUUUUUCUGGAAGGAUUUCUGUGGCUGUCCUGGAACUCACUCUAUAGACCAGGUUGGCCUCGAACUCCUAGAUCUACUUGCCUCUGCCUCCCCUGUGCUGAGAUUAAAGGCUUAGGGCAUGA
Molecule: messenger RNA, 1092 nt
Organism: Meriones unguiculatus (Mongolian gerbil)
Lineage: Eukaryota; Metazoa; Chordata; Mammalia; Rodentia; Muridae
Gene: Mrpl17
Product: mitochondrial ribosomal protein L17
Exons: 3
Coding region: 43-573 (176 amino acids)
Biological process (GO): translation
Cellular component (GO): ribosome; mitochondrial large ribosomal subunit
Molecular function (GO): structural constituent of ribosome
Source: RefSeq, a predicted model, not a curated record